GAAAGAAAGAAAGAAAGUGGGUUUAGUCUCCCUGCAAAACAGGAAGGCAGAGGGCAGCCCUGGGUGGGUGCUGUGAGGGAGUCUAGCCUGGCUCAGGCCUUAUUUUUCUCACCUAUAAAUUGAGGAGAAACGACCCACCAGCAGAACCUUGCCAUCUUCAGAGGAGGGCCGGUGCCAGCCGGAUUUACAGAUGAGCUGAGGCCACUCAGCUGAAGCCGGACGACUGUGGAGCGGCUGGGCCAGGGUACAAUACCAGGUCUAAGAGCUGAACCCGAGGACCUCAGCCCUGCACCCCUGGACUGGAGAGAGCCCCCAAGCAUCACCCCUCCCAGGCAUCACUACUUCAUCUGGGGACUGGAAGACAGAGGACUGGGCCAGGGCCUCGGGCUGUCAGCUGGGAUGCAGCCCUGGGGUUCUAGCUGCCAGCUCCAGGGGUCAGGGCCUUCUGCUAAUGCUCUGCUGUUGCCAACUUGAAAUUCUUAGGUUGUUUUUUGUUUUUUUUUUUUGUUUUGUUUUUUUUUGCAAGAGGACUUGCAUUUUCAUUUUGCACUGGAUCCCAGAAAUUAUGUAGCCAGUAGUCCCGGGGGCUCUGGGUGACCCGGCAUACUCUCCCUCCCAUCCUUGGCUUUCACAGAGGGGCCUGAGACCUGGCGCUUGGUUCACAGCACUGCUUUUGUGCCCUGCCUCCCCCUGCCCAGUGCCAGAUGGACUUAGAAGUUUCUGCAGGAAUGGGAGGGGGGAGGAGAGCCCUGAGCCGGCGAAGCAGGGAGCAGGCUGGCAGCAGAGCCACAGCACAGAGCGAGGGGCUCUGAACAGCUGUCAGGCAGAGGUCUGGUGGCUGGCUCGGGGUCUGCUGAAAGCUGUCUUGACCAGGAAACCGAAGACUGCUUUUGCCACAGCGGUUCCUGCAGCUGCCUUGAGAGGCAGGGAGAAGGAAAGUUAUGCGCUAAGGCCACGCAGCUGGCUAAUGGCAGAGCGGAACUUGAAUCUGAGGGUGAACCCUGAGUUUGCCCAGAUGAGGAAACUGAGGCUCAGAGAGGUCACAUGGCUUGCUCGAGGCCCCCCAGCCAGUGUGAACCCAAAUCCCUGCCCCCAGGGCCACCUACAGGACGCCGACACCUACCCUUCAGCAGACGCCGGAGAGAAAUGAGUAGCAACAAAGAGCAGCGGUCAGCAGUGUUCGUGAUCCUCUUUGCCCUCAUCACCAUCCUCAUCCUCUACAGCUCCAACAGUGCCAAUGAGGUCUUCCAUUAUGGCUCCCUGCGGGGCCGUAGCCGCCGACCUGUCAACCUCAAGAAGUGGAGCAUCACCGAAGGCUAUGUCCCCAUUCUCGGCAACAAGACGCUGCCCUCUCGGUGCCACCAGUGUGUGAUUAUCAGCAGCUCCAGCCACUUGCUGGGCACCAAGCUGGGCCCUGAGAUCGAGCGGGCUGAGUGUACAAUCCGCAUGAAUGAUGCGCCCACCACUGGCUAUUCAGCUGAUGUGGGCAACAAGACCACCUACCGCGUUGUGGCCCAUUCCAGUGUGUUCCGUGUGCUGAGGAGGCCCCAGGAGUUUGUCAACCGGACCCCUGAAACCGUGUUCAUCUUCUGGGGGCCCCCAAACAAAAUGCAGAAGCCCCAGGGCAGCCUCGUGCGUGUGAUCCAGCGGGCGGGCCUGGUGUUCCCCAACAUGGAAGCAUAUGCCGUCUCUCCCGGCCGCAUGCAGCAAUUUGACGACCUCUUCCGGGGUGAGACGGGCAAGGACAGGGAGAAGUCUCAUUCCUGGUUGAGCACAGGCUGGUUUACCAUGGUGAUUGCGGUGGAGUUGUGUGACCACGUGCACGUAUAUGGCAUGGUCCCCCCGAACUACUGCAGCGGCCCCGCCUCCAGCGCAUGCCCUACCACUACUAUGAGCCCAAGGGGCCGGACGAAUGUGUCACCUACAUCCAGAAUGAGCACAGCCGCAAGGGCAACCACCACCGCUUUAUCACCGAGAAAAGGGUCUUCUCGUCGUGGGCCCAGCUGUAUGGCAUCACCUUCUCCCACCCCUCGUGGACCUAAGCCACCCAGCCUGUGGGACCUCAGGAGGGUCAGAGGAGAAGCAGCCUCCGCCCAGCCGCUGGGCCAGGGACCACCUUCUGGUCAAUCAAAGCUCGCCGGAGUGUCUCCCAGCCAAUCAGGGCCUUGAGGAGGAGUUAUCCUCCAGCCAAUCAGGGCUUGGGGAAUCUGUUGGCCAAUCAGGGAUUUGGGAGUCUAUGUGGUUAAUCAGGGGUGUCUUUCUUGUGCAGUCACGGUCUGCGCACAGUCAAUCAGGGUAGAGGGAUAUUUCUGAGUCAAUCUGAGGCUAAGGACAUGUCCUUUCCCAUGAGACCUUAGUUCAGAGCCCCAGGAAUGGACCUCCCAGUCACUCCCCACUCUACUGGGAUAAUGAGGUCCUGUCCCAAGGAGCUGGGAACUUGGUGGUGUCCUCUCAAUUUCUAGCACCAGAAAGAGAUAUUGUGUGGGGGUAGAAGCUGUCUGGAGGCCCGGCCAGAGAAUUUUUGGGGUUGUGGAGGUUGUGGGGGCAGUGGGGAGGUCCCAGAGGUUGGAGGGUGGCAUCCAGGUCUUGGCUCUGCCCUGAGCGACCUUGGACAAACCCUUCCCCCUCUGCGGGCACCCUUCUGCCCACGCCAGUUUCCAGUGCGGAGUCUGAGACCCUUUCCACCUCCCCUACAAGUGCCCUCGGGUCUGCCCUCCCCGUCUGGACCCUCCCAGCCACUAUCCCUUGCUGGGAGGCUCAGCUCUUUGGGGGGUCUGGGGUGACCUCCCCACCUCCUGGAAAACUUUAGGGUAUUUUUGCGCAAACUCCUCUAGGGUUAGGGGACUCUGAAGGAAAUGGGACUAAUCUUAAGCUGUUUUCUUAGCCCCUCAGCCAGCUGCCAUUAGCUUGGCUCUUUAAUGCCAGGACUCCUACCCUCUAGCAGGGAGGUUUUCCAACUGUUGGAGGUGCCUUUGGGGCUGCUUCUUUGUCUGGAGCCACUGGGGGCUUCCAAGGGUCUCCCCCGACCCCCUGUCAUCCUGGGAUGACUGCCGGGAGCUGUGUUGCCUGGGUUUUGUCCCCUGGCUCUGUUAUCAGGCACUUUAUUAAAGCUGGACCUCAGUGGGUUGUGUUUGUCUCUUGUUCUUCUGGAGCCUGGAAGGGAAGAGCUUCAGGAGGAGGCUGUGAGGCCGGGGGGACCAGAUGGAGGAGGCCAGCAGCUAGCCAUUGCACACUGGGGUGAUGGGUGGGGGCGGCGACUGCCCCAGACUUGAUUUUGUAAUGAUUUGUACAGGAAUAAACACACCUACGCUCUGG
Molecule: messenger RNA, 3315 nt
Organism: Piliocolobus tephrosceles (Ugandan red Colobus)
Lineage: Eukaryota; Metazoa; Chordata; Mammalia; Primates; Cercopithecidae
Gene: ST6GALNAC6
Product: ST6 N-acetylgalactosaminide alpha-2,6-sialyltransferase 6
Exons: 9
Coding region: 1045-2169 (374 amino acids)
Biological process (GO): oligosaccharide metabolic process; ganglioside biosynthetic process
Molecular function (GO): alpha-N-acetylgalactosaminide alpha-2,6-sialyltransferase activity
Source: RefSeq, a predicted model, not a curated record